AUGGACGAUUACCAGAGUCUCGUCGUGGCACAAUUCUUCGAGCCACUACCAAACCUCUCCCAGAUAUCGUGUGAUCAAUUUGUCUUACACCAUAUUGCCCCGAUAUUUCUUCCCAACACUACCGGCAAGGUAGACGUUCAACCCAGCGCUUUCCAGGGAAGCAUGAGCUAUACUACUAUAUUACAUACUCACUCCACACACGCCAACCAGCACAAGGCCGUCCAGUUUCGAAGCGAAAAGCAAGACCUCUUCGGAGUCACCGAAGCCAGCCGCAUUCAUGGACCUAUUGUACCCUUGGUAACAUACCAGGGCAUGUACGAAGAGCUGUUUGUAUAUAUAUCGCCUCUUGCAGAAGGGAUACCGUAUAUCAAUGUCUUGUUAUCUUCUCGGGACUUUGAUAUACCGCUCCAGCAGAAGAUGGUGACUGUUAUGGACCUCGCAGACCUGGUUACUCGGGGAGCCAGAGCGAACACUACUAUAUCCGACACUACCGUAUCAGACCUUACCUCUACUCUUGAUGAAAUCCGUCAUACGGUCAAUAACCACGUUUUCCAAAAUACAAGUCUUAGAAACAGGAUUUCUACUUGUAUCAGCGAACUCCUACCACAGCUACAGGAUCUCGCCGUCCUCCCUAUCGCCCUUACCCACCAGGAUCUCGCUCCAUUCAAUUACCUCAUCGAAGAGUCCACGGGUCGGGUUCGAGCUGUACUCGACUGGGAUGGUGCUUUAUACCUCCCAGUUGGGUCAAAUUUCCAUUUUAUGGAUAAUCUCUUUGGGUUCAUGACGCCAAGUGGCUGGCAUGACACGGAGGAUCGCCAGGAACUCGAGACGGCGUUUUACGAUCGGGCUCUGGCUAGUCUUGCUACCCAGGGACUUGGGGGAAUGACAAAAGAGCAACUGGAGUCACAGAAGGCGAUCGGGAUGUUACGGUACGGCGUGGAGCGGCUUCUCAGGUUGAAAGACGAACAAUCCGAGCGCUAUCUAGAUGGUUACCUUCGGGGGCUAUCGUAUUAG
Messenger RNA from Penicillium psychrosexuale, 1014 nucleotides. RefSeq lists its product as uncharacterized. The record is from RefSeq and is a predicted model, not a curated record. The transcript has a single exon. NCBI's taxonomy places the organism in Eukaryota, Fungi, Ascomycota, Eurotiomycetes, Eurotiales, Aspergillaceae. Bases 1 to 1014 code for a protein of 337 amino acids.